GCACGCCAAUCUGCAGCACUCCUCAUUUCCAGCGUCCGAACCCCCGCGAGUAGUGAAAUUGUCUAUUUUGGGCACUCGAUGAUGCUCGGCGGACGCGACAGGCUGUGAAAAGCUUCAGCGGCCUCGGAAGCGACUGCCUCCUCGCCGCCACGCCUGCUGUAACCCCCCAACCGCAGCCGGCAGCCCGCAUCGCAUCGCAACGACAGUGCACCCAACAAAGGCGCAUUGAACCCGCGCAAACGCAGGCCCUCUCCUCCAAGACGUCAUCGCCCAGCGUCGCGCAUUGUCGUGCCAGCUGAGACUCGCAUCGUGUGCGCGUUCUCCCUGCACAGCCACUUUCGCCGACAGUCCCACGUCUCACUCCCGACGCGGCGUGUGGCGAUCCUCCUUCACCACUCCCACGCGUAGAGGGGCACCAUGGGUCUCAUCAAGAAGAAAACCGCGUCGCGGGGCUCCGACGGGGGCGUCAAGUACGUCUGCGAUGUUUGCUCGUCAGACAUCACGUCGACGGUCCGAAUACGCUGCGCCAACAGCGCCUGCCAUGAGUAUGACCUUUGCGUGUCAUGCUUUUCCGACGCGAAACACUCCCGCGAGCAUGACCCCCGAACCCACGCCUAUCAAGUGAUAGAACAGCACUCCAUACCAAUAUUUACUGAGGACUGGGGUGCGGAUGAGGAACUGGCGUUGCUGGAAGGUGCAGAGAUAUAUGGACUGGGGUCAUGGGCAGACAUCGCGGAUCACAUCGGUGGCUGCCGGUCGAAGGACGAGGUCCGGGAUCACUAUGUCGAUACAUACAUCAACAGCUCCAGAUUUCCCCUCCCAGAGCACUGCAGUCCGGAAGACACGGAGCUCAGUGACCGAAUACCACGCGAUGUGUUCCAGGCCAACAAGAAGCGACGGAUAGAGCAUCGGAAGGACGAACAGAAAAAUGCGCCACCUGCUACGCCAAAGCAAAAGCCCACAGCAAGUGUGCCAGCUUGCCAUGAGGUGCAGGGAUAUAUGCCGGGACGGUUGGAGUUCGAGACGGAGUACUUCAACGAGGCCGAAGAAGCAGUGCAGCAUAUGCAGUUCGACCCAGGUGAUGGCAUCAAUACGCGGACGGGAGAGAUGGAGCCUGAGAUGGAGUUGAAGAUGACCGUUAUGGACAUCUACAAUUCUCGGCUGGACGCACGUGUCGAGCGGAAGAAGAUCAUAUUCGAGCACAAGCUACUCGAAUAUCGGAAGAAUGCCGCGGCCGACAAGAAGCGGACGAAGGAAGAGAGAGAUCUCCUUAACAAGGCGAAACCUUUCGCUCGGAUGAUGAAGCAUGAAGACUUCGAAAAAUUCUGCGAUGGAUUGUUGUAUGAACACAGCCUGAGACAAGCAAUUACGCAGCUGCAGGAGUGGAGGAAUAUGCAGAUUACAGAUCUCAAGGCAGGCGAGAAGUACGAGCAAGAGAAGCAGCAACGGCAGUCAAGAGGCCCCCCGCUUGGCCAGUUUGACCGACUGGCGUCUAACAGAAUCAGCAAGCCCACGCCUCCUUUCGAGACACCCUCCGCCUCCUCGGCAUUGAUAGCGCCUGAGUUGCCUCUACAGUUACGCCAGAAGAGUGGGCUUAGCACGCCACCUCCAGACCAGCCGAACGGUGCCAAUGGUGUUCUGACGCCGCAGCAGACGAAGACGAAGUUCGUGCCUAAGCAGUUGCCAAAUACAGUGCCCCUCAGAUUCGGCAAAGAGUCUGCGUCGGAUCUCCAGCUUCUUACACCGGAAGAGCAGGAAAUAUGUCGGGUCCUCCGUAUCAUGCCGAAACCGUAUCUUGCCAUCAAAGAGAACAUGAUACGAGAGGCUAUGAAACAGGGUGGCGCCCUCAAGAAGAAAGCCGCUAAAGAUGUCGCAAAAAUUGAUCAGGCAAAGACGGGGCAGCUGUUUGAGUUCUUCGUUCAUAGCGGGUGGGUUGCGCGGGCUUGAGGCUUGGAUCGGUCUGGGCAAGGCGCUGAACGGUUGAGGUUCAAUUAUACCCAGAAAGGUCAAAGGACAUUGCUUAGAUUGAGAGUGCAGCUUCGACAGACUUACUCGAGGUUGUUGAAUGGAAGAUGUGCAUCAUUAACCCGGUGCACGCCA
This is a messenger RNA of Trematosphaeria pertusa, 2100 nucleotides long. RefSeq names its product transcriptional adapter 2. NCBI's taxonomy places the organism in Eukaryota, Fungi, Ascomycota, Dothideomycetes, Pleosporales, Trematosphaeriaceae. The record is from RefSeq and is a predicted model, not a curated record. Bases 418 to 1947 code for a protein of 509 amino acids. Gene Ontology annotation, molecular function: chromatin binding; protein binding; zinc ion binding. Gene Ontology annotation, biological process: regulation of transcription by RNA polymerase II; chromatin remodeling. Gene Ontology annotation, cellular component: SAGA-type complex; nucleus. The transcript is spliced from 2 exons.